AUGUUCGAUAUUAGAAGAUUUGACAUCUAUCGAAAAAUUCCUAAAGAUUUAACUCAACCAACCACGGCUGGUGCGGUGAUCUCAAUUCUUUGUGUCCUUUUCAUCACUUUCAUGUUGUUCAACGAUCUUUUAGCGUAUAUAAAGAUAGACGUAAAAGACGAGAUUUUCGUUGACGAUCCGGGACGAGAAGGGAAAAUCGAUGUGCAAAUCAAUGUCUCAUUUCCAUACAUCGAGUGCAAAUAUCUAGGAGUCGAUAUUCAAGACGAGAAUGGACGUCACGAAGUGGGAUUUGUCGAUCAAACAAAGCGAAUCGCGAUCCUUGACGGGAAUGGUUGUCGCUUCGAGAGUGAAUUCGAGAUCAAUAAAGUACCCGGGAAUUUCCAUCUAUCCACUCAUUCGGCUCAAGAACAACCGUCCGAUCCCGAUAUGAGACAUCUCAUUCAUUCGCUCACUUUUGGUGAUGAUGUAACGAGCAAAUCACUGAAAGGAAGCUAUGAUCCACUCUCCGGUAGAGAUCGGACAGGACAUGGACAAGGGCUCAACACACAUGAAUAUAUUUUAAAGAUUGUUCCCUCGGUUUACCAGGAUAUCGAUGGUGGAGUGGUGAACAGCUAUCAAUACACCUAUGGGCACAAAGAAUAUUUGUCGUACCAUCACUCUGGUCGAGUGAUUCCGGCGGUUUGGUUUAAGUAUGAGCUUCAACCGAUCACCGUGCGGAGAACCGAGUACCGACAAAGCUUUUACACGUUCCUCACUUCGGUUUGUGCGGUUGUUGGCGGGACAUUCACCGUUGCUGGUAUCAUUGAUUCAACUUUUUUCACCAUUCAUGAAAUGAUCAAGAAACAACAACUCGGAAAGCUCACA
Molecule: messenger RNA, 864 nt
Organism: Mesorhabditis belari
Lineage: Eukaryota; Metazoa; Nematoda; Chromadorea; Rhabditida; Rhabditidae
Source: the annotation of a GenBank genome assembly